Doryrhamphus excisus (bluestripe pipefish) is the source of this 1386-nucleotide messenger RNA. It is a transcript of the gene ptcd2, whose product is annotated as pentatricopeptide repeat domain 2. Gene Ontology annotation, molecular function: RNA binding; protein binding. The record is from RefSeq and is a predicted model, not a curated record. NCBI's taxonomy places the organism in Eukaryota, Metazoa, Chordata, Actinopteri, Syngnathiformes, Syngnathidae. Gene Ontology annotation, cellular component: mitochondrion. Gene Ontology annotation, biological process: mitochondrion organization; regulation of mRNA processing; multicellular organism development.
UUAGCCUCCCCUUUGUUUACUCAAACAUGGUACAGUCGGCGGGCAAUAUGGCGCUGCACAGGUUUAGUGUAUGUUGUCGUUCUUUACUGCGUGACACCUCUUGUACUGGAAUAUUGUCUGCUUUGUCACAACCAGGCUGGAUUGGGUGGCGUUUAGGAGCUCUAAGGCAUCUGCUGUCAGAAGAUGUUAUCAGACUCCAAGACUUCCAGCGCAGGAAGAUGGCUGUGGCUCACCUCAUCACCGGAUCAGAUGGAAAUUUCAUUGCGCUGCUCACCCAGAAGCUUCAGAGGAACAAUCUGAUUUUGCAAGAUGAACUGAAGCUACUGCUACACUUGUGCCAUUCUACAGAGGACAUGAUGAUAGCCCGGGAUGCCAUUUAUAGGUACAUUUCCAUGCAAAGAAGAAAGCAAUGCUUAAGUGGUCACAUUAUUUGUGAUUUUAUUUUGUACUCUGCUAGAUACCAUGCAGAGAACCGGAAUCGGGCACACGGGGAAUUCAAGUUCGGUCCUCUCUUCAUGAGGCUGUGUUAUGAACUGGGUCUGGAGAAGAUGGCUGCCGAUGUACUUACAGACAAGGAAAUGAGAGGGUUUUUCAAUGACACCACCUCCUUCAACAUAGCCAUAGACAUGCUGUUCAUGCAGGGCCUCCAUGAAGAUGCCCUGGAGGUGUUAAGAUCCAUGAGGAGCCAAGGCGUACCUUUCAAUAAAGACACACUGAUGCUGGCAUCGGCCGUCUGCUACAAACUGAACACAGCAGAGUCCUACACGAUCUGCACCUCUCUCAUCGAGGAGGCCCAGGCCAAAGGGCAGUUCAUCCUUCGACAUGCUUACUGCUUUGCUGUGGCCUUAGCGCUCAAACGGAAAGACGUCGAAAAGGCACAGUUGUUGUUUUCACAAAUCAUGAGCACUGAUGGGCAAUUGUGUCAAAAUCUAAAGGUUUUAUUACUGGCUAUGUCAGGAGCAACGGAUGAUGCCAUCAUGCUCCUCUCUGCAUCCACAGUGUCUGAAAGUCCCUCUUUUGUCAGGAAGCCAGAGUUUUCUCAAGAGGUGCUGGAUUUGGUGCAUUUGAAAACUGAGGACAGAGCACAAAUGGCCAAAGCGGAGCAGGUCACCUCCCAGCUGGAGCGAGCCGGUCAGGUGACUCGGCACACCCUAGACGACAUGCUGUGCCACACGCCCGUCAACAAGAGGAAGCCAUCACACAUAAUGGAGGGGAGGCGGCUCAGUAGAAGGACGCUGAAGCCACUCCAAUCCACUCUCUUGUCAGAGUGAAGUGCUCUGCUCUCCUCGUGUUGCCCAGGGACUCACUUUGUAUGUUUGAUAAAAGCUGCUUUAUUUGCAUGAAUAGAAAACAGGUCAUGAAUGAUGAAUUGAAUUAAAUAUAUAU